Drosophila bipectinata is the source of this 4202-nucleotide messenger RNA. The record is from RefSeq and is a predicted model, not a curated record. NCBI's taxonomy places the organism in Eukaryota, Metazoa, Arthropoda, Insecta, Diptera, Drosophilidae.
CUGUUACGGUUACACUGCUGACAUUUCACCAGGUGCGUUCCCAAAUAAUUUAAUAAAGCACUUUAAACUAUAAAAGUCUAGUUUCAGACGCCUUGUCGGGUGUGUAUUGUUUUACUACAACCACUUUAAACAUGGAGCGCCAAUUUAGUUUGAGCAACUUCUCUCCAUCGGCGCGUCUCGCGAAUCCCAUGGCGGAUUCCACGCGGAUCGACGCGUCUUCCAUAUCCAGUGGUCACCCUGCCCCCAGUGUCCUGGGACUGAGUCCUAGAAGGCAUAGCAGUCUACUCAAUGGCACCCGCACACCAGACAGAUCAUUCGGAAACCAGACCAGCGCCAGUAUCUCCCGACAAAAACUGAACCUCAGUCAGUUGGAUCCCAAAACCUUUGCCGAUGUGCAUAGUAGUGGCUUGGCUUCCCGAAUAGUUUCCUAUCAUGACAAUAGCCUCGGUGGACGAGGAGGCCUGCAGCGCAGUAUGUCCGCCAGCAAUCUGUACAACCCCAUGCUAAAACCACGAAGGAUGCCAGGAGCACCGCUGCCAUACAAGGCGACCGUUCCCGCCCUUUCAUUGACCAAAAUCGCCCCGCCCGAGAGGAGCUUCUAUUCCGGCAACACGCUGCCCAGUCUUCUGCGUUCCAACUCACUGGUAGGUGUCGUUCACAAGGCCAGCGAGCAGGAGCAGCUGUCACGGGAGAACCGCCCAAUCAUGCACCCCCCACACCCACAACACGACAGCGAACCCACCCGAAGCGUGCUGGACGAGCUGAAAGAAAUAUCACGGAAGCGUAUCAACAGUGGCGACCCGCAGUCGCCGCACGACUUUACCAAGAGAAGCUGCCAGCGGGUAGAUUUCGUGGACCAUCUCAGCUUCCAUCAUCACCAGCAGCAACACCAGCAAACCCUCAAAAGGCAACGGGAGCUCACAGUGGCCGUCCCCCUGAGGCACCAUUCAAUGGUCUUAGCCGCUCCACCUCCGACAUUGCCGCAUAUUCACUCCAAUGGGUCAAUCUCGCCGCAACAGUCACCAGAGCAGCUGGCCAAGAGGCGGAAUUGCAGCUUCAACAACGGCAUUGCCUCAUCGCUGAGCUCUAGCCGGAGGCACACCAACAAAAGGAAGCUUUUCAAUCUUCGGGAAAGCAUCCAAAGCCAAGUUAAUGAUUCUGUACGCAGUGGUAACUCUCCCGAUACCUCACCGGUCGAGAAUGCCGCCAAGGUCCAGCGCAAAGUAGAUGCUGUAGCUAUAAGCAAGGCACGAAGUAUGCCACCAGUUUCCUCUGCGACUACUGCAGUUCUUCCAAGAACACAAUCCGUUCCCCAACCACAAAGUGCAGUCCAACCGGCCACAAAGUGCAGUCCAACCGAGGUCCAGCCGAGGACAACGAAACCGAAACUCACGCUGUUCAAUGCCACGCAGAAUGAGAAGAAAGAGCAGACGCCUCAAAAGCUAAAGGACCUUGACAGUCCGGAUGUGGAUGCUGGGGAGUAUGCGGGCAUUCAGUUUGUGAAGCCGAAGCAGCAGAGCUCCUCGCUGGGUGUCCGGAAUCUUAAUGCCGACCGCACCACAAAGACCAAGCUAGCGAUUAUGUUGAGUGGCCUGAAGGGUGAGCUUUAUCAAGGGGAGCCGGACGAACUGGACGCCACAUUGCCAAAAGCAGGAGCACUGCCAACGCCCAUCAAGCCCACAGUUGUGGCCCCCACCGUGCCAGCAACAACCGGAAUCAAGACGACUGUGUCGCCCACUAAGCCAGUUAUAUUAAGUAAUCAGUUUAUUAAGCCACCACAGGAAGCAAGUGCAGCAGCUGCAUCUUCAUCUACGACUACCCUAGGAACAGUAACAUCGACAGCAAAGUCCCCUGCGGCGGCGGAAGUCAAGCCCAUUCCUAGCCUGCCAGCUGUUGUAUCAGCUCCCAGCUCGACUGCAGCUCCCACGCCAACUACAGCGGCUAGUCCGAAAUCAACAGAUGCUGCCCCCAAACCUUUCUCAUUUGGUACCACCAGCACCGCAAGCACCACUCCCGUUUCUGUCUCAACUCCAGCCUUCUCCUUCGGCCAGAAGCCUACGAGCGGACCUUUAGGAGCCGCUGCCACAGGAUUUAAACUCGAGACUCCAAUAAGUAAAACACUGACUACGCCUACGACAACCAGCACAGAAACUCCAGCUGCAAUUAGCUUAUCCUUUGGAGCACCCCCGAAACCUGUAACAUCCUCACCAGCCUUUGGAGGACCACCGAAGCCUGCAACAUCCUCCGCACCAGCCCUAAACUUCGGUAUGGCAGGGCCCACUGCCGGUAGCACUGGGACCAGUGCACCCAUGCCGGUAUUUGGAGCUCCAGCAGCGGCUUCAUCAGCGCCUAAAGCGCCCACCGCCACCGUGGCUCCCUUGACCUCAUCUGGCAUAGCGCCCGCACCCGGAAAUACAUUAGGAUCCACGGAACCACCAAAACCUUUUGCGUUUGGCCAAGCUAGUAGCGCCAAAAGUGAAAGCAGUGCAGGAUCGGCUGCAAAGCCGGCUGUCUUUAGCUUUGGGGGAAGUCCCGCUCAAGCGCCUGCCCCAGCAGCGCCGCAGCCAACCGAUUUGUUUGGAAGCCAGAGUAAAGCACCCGCAUUUGGAGGAGCGUUCAGCGCACCUACGGCCACCAAACCAGAGCCUGCGAAACCCGGAAUAUUUGGUAGCCAGGCUAACAGUUUCGGAAGUGCAUUCAAGCCAUCCAACCCAGCAGUGGCAGCGGCAGUGCCCGCAGAACCAACCAACCCUUUCUCAUUCAACGCGACCACACCUACGGCUAGUGCUCCGAAACCAUCUACGAAUCUAUUUAGCUUUGGAGGAGCCACAACUCCUGCCAAGCCAGCAGCACCAGCUGAAACUCCAAACGCUUCCAGCAAUCCACCAAUCUUUGGACAAGCCAAGCUCUCAACCAUAAUUGCCUUUGGAGGAGGAUCCACGUCGGGAUCAAGUGGUACUGCAGACCAGAAUAAACCAGCAUUUGCAUUUGGAGGAGGAGGAGGAGCUGGAGGCGGUGGCGCUGGAGAUGCCAGCAAACCUAGUUCGGUAUUCAGCUUCGGUGGAGAGGACAAGAGCAACACGGCAGCAGCACCGCCUGCUCCAUCAACUUCGACUUCGACAAGUAACGGCUUUGGAUUCGGCCAAGUACAGAAGCCAUCGACACCUAUGUUUGGAAGUGGAUCUACAGCCACACAGGACAACACUAAUGCUAUGGGCGGCUCCAAGCCAUUCUCAUUUGGGGGAUCCCAGCAGCCGGCUGCCCCAUCAGGAGGUGGCUUUUCGUUUGCCUCGGUGGCCAAAAAGGCCGAGGAACCGAAGCCAUCAACAAACAUAUUCGGCAGCCCCGCCAGUGGAGGCAACGCGAGCUUUGGCUUUGGAGGAAAUGGAAACAACCAGGCUGUAGCACAACCAGCUGUGGCAUCUGGAGGCUUCUCCUUCGCGUCGGUGGCCGGUGAGAAGGAAGAGCCGGCGAGCAACAAUCUGUUUGGAAAUCCAGGAGCUACUAAUCCGGGGGUAGUGAAGCCAGCAUUUAACUUUGGAGGAAGCACUAGCUCCACACCUCAGGCGGCACCCAGCUUUGGAGGAGGCAGUACUUCUGCCACUCAGGCGGCACCCAGCUUCGGAGGAGGCAGUACUUCCACACCCAGCUUCGGAGGAGGCAUCAGUUCCACACCUCAGGCGGCACCCAGCUUCGGAGGAUUUGGAGCUGCCGCCUCGACUACUGCCCCAGGCCCAACUGCUCAAAGUAACAAGCCUUUUGCGUUCGGGGGAAGCUCUGCGGGAGCGGCUCCUCCCGGCGGCAACCUGUUUGCCAGUGCGGUAGCCGCUGCCCAAAGCCAGCCCUCAAAGCCGGCCAGCUUCUCGUUUGGCGCAGCAGCCAAGCCACCAGCCAGCAAUGCCACCGGUAAUGCCCCGUUCUCUUUCAGCGGAGCAGCAGCCGGUGGCAUCGCCUCGCAGCCCAGCAAUCAGAGCAUGAACACCCCGAAGCAGUUCAGUUUCGGCGGCGCCAGCAGCAAUCCAGUACCGAACGCCUUUGCCAGUCCAGCCCCGUCACCGGUGCCCACCAAUGCGUCUGCUGGAGCGUUCAACUAUGGCGGCGCCACUACCACUCCCACCCAGCCCGGCCCACCCGGCACGCCGGAGAAUCGUCCGAUACGCAAAGCUACUCGACGUUUGCAAAAAUAAAGACUAUAGCUCUCC